This is a messenger RNA of Histoplasma mississippiense, 1212 nucleotides long. RefSeq lists its product with no specific name. The record is from RefSeq and is a predicted model, not a curated record. Gene Ontology annotation, cellular component: anaphase-promoting complex. Bases 1 to 1212 code for a protein of 403 amino acids. The transcript is spliced from 2 exons. Lineage: Eukaryota; Fungi; Ascomycota; Eurotiomycetes; Onygenales; Ajellomycetaceae. Gene Ontology annotation, biological process: anaphase-promoting complex-dependent catabolic process; protein K11-linked ubiquitination.
AUGCCCCGCCACGGCCUUCGACGGGGCGUCGGUGGCCACUCCGCUUUCCCGAGUGAAGAUGGAGCUUCCGCCUCAACUCCAUCAAAUGACCGACCCCACCGCCAUCCCAACUUCGAGCCUCCGGUUCCUGCCCGGAACCCGCGCGCGGAAAUAUUUCCUGCUAACGAUGGGCAUCCUCGUCUGCAUAAUUUACCCAUUGGUGGCGACCCUGACCUCGCAGAUACGGAGGAGGACCUAGGGGACAGUGGGGAGGAGCGUGAUGACGAAGAUGAAGAUGAUAUCGAUAUUGACAUCGAGGAUGAGGAGGGUGAUGAUGAGGAAUUGAGGCAUGAGGAGGGCGAGGCUGCGGCAUCGCAGCCCUCCGCCCACCCGUCCCCCUCCCAGUUCUGGCAAUCCGACGGGCCCCAGCCACACACGCUCACGCUGCAUUUUUUCAAACGCGUCGCCAUCGUCCGCAUCCGCGUGUAUCUCGACUUCGAACUCGAUGAGAGUUACACACCUACCAAAAUGAUAUUCCUGGCUGGCAUGGGCGGUAACGAUCUCGUGGAGUUCGCGACAUGGCAGGGAGAAGCGCCUACGGGGUGGGUGGAUAUCGACCUGCAAGGGGCUGGGGGACGGCAUGAGAAGGUGGGACGGCGGGGGAGCAAGAGUCGUCAGAGGAGAGGUAGCAGGAGGAAGGGAAAUCUCAGCGGAGAGAAAGGAGAGAUGGGAGCGAGAUCGGGCGCGGGGACAGGGGUUUCUGUCAGCCAAGGACACGAGGCCCAUCCUGACGAUGAAAUACUCGAUGAUGGGUCAAAUGGCAAUAGCAGCCCAAAGACUGAUUAUGAAGAUGGUGAUGGUGACGGCGACUACCAUGACGACGACUAUGAUGAUAUUACCGACAUGGACCCAUCGUCCGGUAACGUCCUCAAAGCCAUGGUAAUCCAAGUCCGCAUCAGCGAAAACCACCAAAACGGCAAAGACACGCAUGUCCGCGGAUUCCAAGUGUUUGCGCGUGAUGAUCGCCGCCUUGCUCGAGAAAGACAUGAGGGCGCACGCAAGUCUCUCAAGCCCCACGGUGCAACUGGUGCCGAUGCUGCUACAGAUGCGAGGAAUGUUAGGGCUGGUUCGUCUAUGCCGGUUGAUCAAGGCGGGGGCGCUGCGGGCGAUGACGAAGUGUUUGGUCCGGCGUUUGAUGAGGAUGAUUGGAUGGGCGAGAUGGAGAUUCGGUAG